AUGGAGUCUGGUGACGGGUUCCUGGAUCCCAAGUGGCUUAUUGAUCCAAGGUUGCUCUUCGUCAGCUCAAAGAUUGGGGAGGGUGGCCAUGCUAAAGUGUACGCGGGGAAGUACAAGAAUCAAGAUGUUGCUAUCAAGGUUUUGCACAAUGGAUACGGCCCUGAGGAGAUGGCGAAGAAAGAGGCAAUGUUCAUGAGGGAGGUGACUGUACUCGCACAAAUUCAGCAUAAGAAUCUCGUCAAGUUCGUUGGAGCAGUGAAGGAGCCUGUGAUGGCAGUGGUUACAGAGCUUCUGGUUGGAGGUUCUCUGAGAAAAUACUUGAGAAACAUGAAGCCAAGGAGCUUGGAGCCUGUUGUUGCUGUUGGCUUUGCACUGGAUAUAGCCCAAGCUAUAGAGUGCUUGCAUUCUCAUGGGAUAAUUCACCAUGAUCUGAAGCCUGACAACUUGUUAUUGACUACAGAUUUGAGAACCGUGAAACUAGUGGACCUUGGUCUGGCACGAGAAGCAACACAAACAGAGACUAGGACUGCUGAAACUGGAACAUGCCGUUGGAUGGCUCCAGAGUUAUACAACAACGUAACAUUACAGCGUGGUGAAAAGAAACAUUAUGAUCACAAGGUGGAUGUCUACAGCUUUGGAAUGGUCUUAUGGGAGAUGCUUAGUAAUCGGCUUCCAUUUGAAGGCAUGUCUAACCUGCAAGCUGCCUAUGCAGCUGCUUUCAAGAAUGUUAGGCCCAGUACAGAUGACCUCCCUGAAGAGCUGGCUCUGAUCUUAACUUCUUGUUGGGAGGAGGAUCCAAGUACGAGACCUGACUUCGGCCAGAUUGUUCAGAUGCUUCUGCGAUACCUAUCCAUUAUUUCACCACCACAACAAGUGUUUCCUGAGGGAGCCAUGAGUUCACAGAAUGUUGUUUUAUCGCCUGAUUCUCCUGGAACAAGUUCGCCAAUGGAAGCUCCGGCAGUCAAGGAUUUGCCUGUUGAACUGGUCAAAAAAACAUUUAAACUGGAAUUCUUCCACAGUUUCAAUCGAAUCAAAUUGGUCUCCAUUUCCUGGUAUAACUGGUUGAACCGACCAGCUCGGACCAAGUCUAGCAACACUGGUGUUAGUGUGAAAGGAACAACAGAGAAAAAAUAG
Messenger RNA from Zingiber officinale, 1134 nucleotides. RefSeq names its product serine/threonine-protein kinase STY13-like. The transcript is spliced from 6 exons. NCBI's taxonomy places the organism in Eukaryota, Viridiplantae, Streptophyta, Magnoliopsida, Zingiberales, Zingiberaceae. The record is from RefSeq and is a predicted model, not a curated record. Gene Ontology annotation, biological process: protein phosphorylation. The coding region runs from base 1 to 1134 and encodes 377 amino acids. Gene Ontology annotation, molecular function: ATP binding; protein kinase activity.